This is a messenger RNA of Raphanus sativus (radish), 1361 nucleotides long. RefSeq names its product NAC transcription factor 47. Gene Ontology annotation, biological process: regulation of DNA-templated transcription. NCBI's taxonomy places the organism in Eukaryota, Viridiplantae, Streptophyta, Magnoliopsida, Brassicales, Brassicaceae. The record is from RefSeq and is a predicted model, not a curated record. Gene Ontology annotation, molecular function: DNA binding.
AAAAAUUUCAACCUUUGGCUCACUUCUUCUUUGCCUAGUUGGCUCUUUGCUCCUCACCAGAAUCAAAACAGUCUCUCUCUCUUCUCGUUUCUUCAAGAUUCUAUAUAUAUAAGAUUCUUAAGAUCAUACUAAGAAACAAUGAUAAGCAAGGAUCCAAGAUCAAGUUUGCCACCAGGGUUUCGAUUUCAUCCAACUGAUGAAGAGCUCAUUCUCCAUUACCUAAGGAAGAAAGUUUCCUCUUUACCAGUCCCGCUUUCGGUCAUCGCAGAUGUCGAUAUCUAUAAAUCUGAUCCAUGGGAUUUACCAGACAAGGCUCCGUUUGGAGAGAAAGAAUGGUUUUUUAGUCCGAGAGAUAGGAAAUAUCCAAAUGGAGCAAGACCAAACCGAGCAGCUGCGUCUGGAUAUUGGAAAGCCACCGGGACAGAUAAAUUAAUCGCGGUACCAAACGGUGAAGGAGUUCAUGAAAACAUUGGUGUAAAAAAAGCUCUAGUGUUCUAUAGAGGAAAGCCUCCAAAAGGUAUUAAAACCAAUUGGAUCAUGCAUGAAUAUCGACUUACCGAAACCCUAUCGCCCAAACGAGCGGGAAGUUGUAGGAGCGAUAGGCAAGCCGCUAAUUUUGAAGAUAGGGGUUUGAAAUCUAAAGAAGACUCUAUGAGGCUGGAUGAUUGGGUUCUUUGCCGGAUUUACAAGAAAUCACACACUUCAUUGUCAUCACCAGAUGUUGCUUCGGCUACAAGCAACGAAGAAUAUGCGGAAAAUGACAAAGAAUCAGUCCUAAUCAGCGAGACCCUCUUGCCAAAUUUGGAAAACAAUCAAACCCUUAAACGCCAGAAGUCUUCUUUCUCGAACUUAUUAGACGCUACAGAUUUGACUUUCCUCACAAACUUUCUAAACGAAACUCCGGAAAAUCAUACUGAGCCAGAGUUUUCUUUCAUGUUUGAAAAUUUCUCAAACCCUAAUAUCUACGGAAACCCUUACUUGGAUCAAAAGUUACCUCGGUUGAGCCCUCCUAGUUCUGAGACCAGCUUUAUCGGAAACAAAAGAGAAAGAAUGGAUUAUGCAGAAGAAACGACGAACACUUCCAAGAAGAUGAUCAACAACUUUAGUUACAAUAAUAGCAUAGAUCAUUUGGAUCAUAGUAUGGUUCAACAAUCUAGUUUUCUGAAUCACGAACUCUUAAUGAGUCCUCGCCUUCCAUAUCAAGGCUAGGAUAUUGUUUUCAAAACAUAAUUACCCGAAUUGGGGACCAUUUGAUAUGUGGUUGAACGUAGGAAUUGUUAUAAUAUGUAAUUUUCAGUCAUGUAGGGGAUCAUCUCAUAUAGAAGCUUAUAUAUAUUGAAAAUAAUGUUUUUAGCAGUUCA